Papaver somniferum (opium poppy) is the source of this 2459-nucleotide messenger RNA. RefSeq lists its product as uncharacterized. The record is from RefSeq and is a predicted model, not a curated record. Bases 808 to 1845 code for a protein of 345 amino acids. The transcript is spliced from 6 exons. Lineage: Eukaryota; Viridiplantae; Streptophyta; Magnoliopsida; Ranunculales; Papaveraceae.
AUUAUACCAAACACACUUAUUUUUCUUUUUUAAUUAAUCACUUCCCCCUCUCUUCUCUUUAAUUGUCCCCUAAAAAUUAGGGUUCCUUUUCUUGGUUUCAUGUUCUUCUCUCAUAAGCAAACUCUUCAAGAAGGAAUUGAAUUUCAGGAAAUAUUCUGGGGUACAUGGUCUUAUGUGAUAAAUCGACAUUUUUGCCAGUGAAGAAAUGAUUAUGUUGUAAAUUUCUGAAUGUGGGCUAGCUAAAGGGAUAUAGAGCAUUCUAUGAUUAUUUGUUCACUUCAUCAUUAUGAAACAUUAAAGCGUGGUAUGUAAUGCUCCAAACUGGAUUGUGUUUGGUAAGAUAAUAAUAGGAGCUGUUGCCCCAGUCUGAUUCAAGGAAAGGUUUAAAGCAAGUUGUGCAUCUAUUGGCAAGUUCAACGCAACAUAACUAAGACGGGGUCUCUCUGUUGUGUGGCUGCAAGGCCACAUGGCUCUAACACAGCCAGCAGAGAAUGGUCAACGGAUCCAAAUGAACCGUACUGGAGAACUAACACAAGCUUCUCUCCCCAUUUAUCAAGAAGGUGGGAUCAAAGCUUUCAAAAUGAAGCACUGCCAGAUGGGUCACAUGGCGCUCUUCAAUUUUUUGGUUCUUCUCUCUCAUCUAGUAGUAAGGAAAGGAGACUACCAGUGAGAGAUGGCCAUUUGCAAAAUCACUCGGCAUCUGAUGGCACUGGCUCAUCUUUAAGCAGCCCAUCUGACAGCUAUCCCAUCCAACAAUGGAUUCCACCAGCCAAAGGAUACAGUAUAGAAGAUUCAGGAUCUAGCGUAAUGAGAGAGCCAGCUCCGAGGCCGUUAGUGUUUACACCGUUUAUGGAGGGAACUUCAGCGCUUCCAUGCAGUGCUGGAUCCACUUCCUCCCGUUCAGAUGGUAGUGAGUACGAGCCUAUGGCCAAGACACAUGCCUCCUCAAACCGCAACUUCUCGAGCCGCUGUUCCUUCAUGUCCAAGCCUAUUUACCCUGUCUCGUUUUCGAACCAAGCACCUGAUAGGGAAGCUCAUCUAACAAUUGCAAACAGAAGUCCUUUUAACCUUGCAAUACCCAAUGAUGGCAGCAGUAACCACAAUUCUGAUCUGAAAUCUGUUCGCAAUCUUACACAGCUUCAGUCUAUGGUUGAGUUUCCAGAGAUCGGCUCUAAUACUCCUCAAAGAGAAGCGCACAGGUGGAGUAGUGCUAGCAGCAGCAUGGAUUUCACCGACAGUUCCGAGCAGUUGGAUUCUGAGAGAGUUGGCCCAUCAUAUCAUAACCAAGGAGGAGGAGAAUUUAAAUGUGGAUUGUGCGAGAGAUUUUUGUCACAGAGAUCUCCGUGGAGUUCUCACAGGAUUGUUAGAAAUGGUGACAUGCCAGUGACUGGAGUUCUUUCAUGUAGCCAUGUUUUUCAUGCUGAUUGUUUGGAUCAAUCAACACCAAAGAUGCAAAAGCAGGACCCCACAUGCCCACUUUGUUCAAAAUCAUCUGAGGAGAAUAGCAUGGAACCACCACUAAUUUCUAGGUUGAGGAACGGAUUACUGCCAAAGCUUAGAUCUUCUAGGGAUGAAAUUGGGUCAGCAAGGCCAUGGGGUUGUGGGCAGGUAGGAGAUUGCGUGGAAGGUGCUUUGCAUGCAUCUCCUCGCAAUAAUAUGCUUCUGUUGAACAGGAACCGUCUGAAGAAACAUCGAACAUUUAAGGGUGAUUUGAGCAAGGAAGUUGAAGAAAAAUUCAAGAAAAGUGGGUCAUUUUCAUCUCACUUGUUCCAUGGUAAAUCUGCUGAACAGGAUGGAGUUGGUUGCUCGAGGAAGGUUGGGUAUCCAGUGCUGAAAAGACGGUGAACCUACGCGAGGAUUGAAGAUCGUUUAUGUAUGACGUUCUUGAUUUUUUGCUCUCUGGACAUCUAACACAUAGUCGGGCACUUAUCACACUGAUGUGUUGUUGUACAUACAUUAAUACUUAGGAAUAGAGUUGUGCAGUAGCAACCAAGACUGUGUACUUCCAGCAGCAUGGGAAAUGCAUUGGAGCAUAUAGAACUCUUCCAAUCUAGUUUUUAAUUCAAAGGAUACAGUGCAGCUAUCCCGUUCAACAAUGGAUUCCACCAGCCAAAGGAUACAGUGCAGAUGAUUCAGGGUCUAGCAUAAUGAGAGGGUACUAAAGGAAACCAAUUACUUCCAAAUUCGUUUUUAUCCAUGUUUUGCUUUUAAAUGUUUCGCUUGUUUAUAUGCUGACGUUAUGUGGUUUUUGGUUGAUACUGCCUUCCUGUUUUCUGGAUGAAUUAGUUAAGUGACUUUUGUCAAAAUCCAGUUUCACUUGCGAUCAUGCCAUCCUGGUCAAAUUUGUUUGCUAUCAUGGUUUAGGUAAUGUUUGGCGUGAUUGCAAGAUUGGGUUGUGACACUUUCGAUCAUGCCGUCCUUGUGAAGUAGUUUGCUCUACUGUUAAUUUUGUUGCUCAA